AUGCGAAAUCUGCAACUAUUCACCGCCUUUUUGAUUGUUUUAUUCAUUGUCUCCACAACAGCGGAAAUUAUUUCAUUGAGAAGCAUUCGAAACAAUCCCACAAUGCACUUUGGAAAGGGAAUCACUUCAGGAGGGCAUGUACAAAAUUUCGAUUUCAACGAUCGAUUCUUUUCCAUGCAUCGACACAAUGUGAAAAAUGAACCACUCUUCUUGAAAAAGGGGAAAGCCCGUCUUUGUUUCCUUUCUCCAAUCCAAUGUCAAUAUUCUGCAUUCAAUGCUCAAUAUCAAGAUGAGAAGAAGAAGAAAAGGAGA
Messenger RNA from Mesorhabditis belari, 312 nucleotides. The record is from the annotation of a GenBank genome assembly. NCBI's taxonomy places the organism in Eukaryota, Metazoa, Nematoda, Chromadorea, Rhabditida, Rhabditidae.